Eleginops maclovinus (Patagonian blennie) is the source of this 2986-nucleotide messenger RNA. It is a transcript of the gene trib3, whose product is annotated as tribbles pseudokinase 3. Bases 519 to 1580 code for a protein of 353 amino acids. Gene Ontology annotation, molecular function: ATP binding; mitogen-activated protein kinase kinase binding; protein kinase activity. Gene Ontology annotation, biological process: positive regulation of proteasomal ubiquitin-dependent protein catabolic process; regulation of MAP kinase activity; protein phosphorylation. The record is from RefSeq and is a predicted model, not a curated record. The transcript has 4 exons. NCBI's taxonomy places the organism in Eukaryota, Metazoa, Chordata, Actinopteri, Perciformes, Eleginopidae. Gene Ontology annotation, cellular component: nucleus.
ACAAACACACCCGGGGACCAAGCGAGUCCUCAGUCCUGCUGAAAGUUCUGGAGAACAGGCUCAGAGCCGACCAGAGUCCCGGAAGUCCAGACAGGAUAUAAAAGGGAGCAACACACGGACAUUACUUUAAUUUAAACUCCCAAAGACGGACAGGGGACUCGGGUUUGUUCGGUUCAGCUCCGGAUAUAUAGAUAAACAAAACAGAACUUUUCAGUUACAAAAAGCUGUUUCGGUGGUUUUCCUGCAGCUUUUCUGUUUAGCCACGGUCUGUUUAUUACUUUCAUUCCGACCGAAAAAGAAACUCAACAGCUGACUGACGACACGUUGAGCAACCGGGACAAUAAUAAUACCGAAACAAAGACGUCACCACGGACACUCCGCUCUCCUACUGUAGCAGUUUAAAUUCAGAGCAAAACCUUUUUGUUUUUAUUUCUUCAACCGCUUCUGCUCCAUAGACAGACUGCUGCUUUGAGUCUCCUGGCUUCCUGUUUACCUGCAGCCCCUCUCUAAAGCACAAGAUGAGCAUGGGCGUGACUGCAGCCAGUUCUCAGCGCUGUCUGAAGAGACUGUUGGAUGAGCCCCAGGACAAUUCACCGAAAUGGAAAGCAGCUCGUCUGGAUCCGACCCCUCCGGCCAACGGACUCUCGCAGUGCUUCAGGCCCAGAAGCCCCUCGCCCAAGCCCCACCAGAGCCAAUCGCCAUCCAGAGUCGGAUCCUACAUCCUGUUUGAACGCUGCGAGGGCGAGAAAACUUACCGGGCCGAGCACGCGCACACAAAACAGCAAUACACCUGCCAGGUGCUUCCUCUGCGUGGUUACCAGGGACGGUUGGCUGCUUACUCCCGCAUAGGUGACCAUGACAACAUCUGCAGCCUGCAGGACGUAGUGAUUGGCGAGGACAGCGUGUACGUCUUUCUUCCCCGUCACCACGGUGACAUGCACGCGUACGUGCGAAGCAGGAAGCAUGUCGGCGAGGAGGAGGCGGGGCAUCUGUUCGCUCAGAUGCUGAGCGCCGUGACGCACUGUCACCAGCACGGCGUUGUCCUGACAGACCUGAAGCUCCGCAGGUUCGUCUUCACCGACAAAUACAGGACACGUGUUGCUCUUCUCGGCCUCGAUGACUGCGUCCUCCUCCAGGGGAACCAUGUUGAUGACUCUCUGACGGACAGACACGGCUGCCCCGCCUACGUCAGCCCCGAGCUACUGACCAAUAGGCGCAAGUCUUAUUCCGGCCGCGCCGCAGACACCUGGAGCCUGGGCGUGUCUCUGUACACCAUGCUGAUUGGACGAUACCCAUUUCAGGACACACAACCUGCCGCGCUGUUUGCUAAGAUCCGCCACGGGGCCUUCAGCCUGCCUGAUUGGCUCUCACCCCGAGCAAAGUGUCUGAUUGGCUGCAUGCUGAGGAAGUCGCCCGCAGAGAGACUGACGGCGUCGGAGCUGCUGAUGCACCCGUGGCUGAACAAUCCGCGCACACCACAUCACAAAACGCAAAAGACUCAUCACAGCUCACACAAAACACCACAGGCUAAACAAGAGGACGAUGACCAGGUGGUCCCAACAUGGACGGAAAAACACUAACACACGUUUGUACUUCUAUACUUGUGAGGACCCAAAAUAAUUUAAUUCAAGUCCACAGAGUUUCAAAAAAGUAUUAUUGUUUGCAUCGAUGCCAUAAAGAAAGCCUACAGAUAGCUUCUUAUUUAGCAAGUUCUUCAGACCUCUCAGGAAAAAGUGUAUUUGAAUAUAUUCUGCUCAGAGUGAUGUAGUCAAGACACAUUGCUUUGUGUUUUUACAUUUCACUGAGGUUGUUCCACCGUACGCCAAAUCCGCCCAGGGUAACUGUGGAUACACACAUUGGAAAAUAAAAACACCAUCCUCUUAUGGUUUUGGUGUUGCAAUUGUUGAAGCAUGUCCUUUUCUGUGGUAAAUCAAGUAUUCAUUUACACAGGAACUUGAAAGAGACAGACAGGAUUGCAUAAUUAAAGGAAGGAUUAUUAUUGGGAAACCAAUCUAAAAUGCUGAUAGUGUCAUUCUUCUACAGCCCUCACAUUCUGCAAUGAAGGAACAUUUAUUUAAUCAUAAAUGUAUUCCAUAACUUGUCUAUUGCCACUAAGUCAAUUAGCCCCAACCCUUGGGGGACCUUAACCCGAUAUUAAGUAUAAGAAAAAACAAAGAAAAAAAAAGCCAGUCAAAAAUUGAAGUAGUCCUCACAAAGAUAGACAUACAAGAACACACACACACACACCCCUGGGUUACUUGACCAGACUCACGUGUGCCUUCCUCAACAAGCGACUUCUAAAGAACAGAAAUGCCCAGUUCCCUGAAACAAUGUAAAGUUGACAUUAAUGUUGGGACAGCAACUUCCUCUCAGUGUUUACACUUCCUGUUUGCUCCCUAGAAUUAUAAGACAAGGAUCGAUCCGUUUGAAAAUCAGCAGACAUCUGUCUGAAAAACAGAAAUACCCAGAGAAACUUAAAAAGUUUAGAUUGAGCUUAAGUCUGUCUUUAAAUGAACAACUCGUCCCUUUCUUUUCUGCUGAUCCUAGUGUAAUGGAAGCUAUUUUUUCAUGAUUAAACCUCCAUUCACACUCCAUUGAUUUCUCUUUUUGGGGUGCCAAUAAAACUGGUUAUCCAAAAUAAAAAUAACUAACUAUUUCCUGGAUGUCAUAUAUAUUCACCUCAGAAAAAAUAGCAGGAUUAUUCUGGGACACUGAAAGUGUCUCUGGAUCGACCAGCAUCCCAAAAUAACAGUGCUGAUGUGUGUCAACGGAAGGGUAUAAUGACAUCUCAGAAUGAAGGAUUGAUUAUAAGCACUGUGUGUUCAAUCAUAAUAUGAAAAUAGCGAUGUUGUAAUCUUAAAAAAAAACAAUUCCCAACUCUCAAGUCUUUGACAGACCGACCAUGCAACCAGCCAAUAGGAUGCCUUCUUCUGAAUGUGUCACACCUCAGUUCCAGAGAAAAAAUAAAAGAUGUUUCACCAACUGA